UUUAAUUUUUCAAGUUCUUAAGUUACUAUUAAGUUUAAAUUAAGCCACUUGUAAAUCAUGGCGACACUCACUAAUUUUGCGAAACUAUUUAAUUUAGCUACAAAUACUUGUAUCGAAAGGAUUCUUCCCAGUUCAACGUUCAAACAAUAUUACCCGGCACUGAAGUUAUGGGAAGUAAGAACAGCUGGUUAUCGUAGACAAUAUAAGUUACCUUGGUUUAAGCCACCACCAAGUUACCAAGAAGAAGUACCUGAACAUAAUGAAGAAAAAGAAAAAGAAUCUAUUGAUGUGAUUAAUGAAAUUAAUAAACAAAUAGCUACUAAAUCAACUGGUCGCUUAUUUGCAGUUAUUCAUUUAUGUGGAAUGCAAUUUAAAAUCACAGAAAGUGAUAUUAUAACUGUUGAAGGUCAUUGGCCACCUCAACCAGGAGACAAAUUAAAAUUAGAGAAAGUAUUAUUGGUUGGCAGUGAAGAUUUCACACUCAUUGGAAGACCUAUUUUAAACAGAGAAUUAGUAUCAAUUGAUGCAACUAUAAUACAAAAAACUUUGUCCCAUACAAUAGUUCAUUUCAGAAUGAAACCAAGAAAACAAUAUCGUAGAUUAAAGUUUUACAGAAUACCUAGAACAAUGUUAAGAAUAAACUCUAUAAUUAUAAAUGGAGAUAUUAACAAGAAAAAAGAAGUUGAGGGUCUAGACAGGAUAUAUUAAUAAAUAAAUAUAUGGUGUGAUGUGGAGAAAAGAGUGGGGAUCGUAAGCGAAUAAGUACUAGGGAAACAGUAUG
Molecule: messenger RNA, 781 nt
Organism: Eufriesea mexicana
Lineage: Eukaryota; Metazoa; Arthropoda; Insecta; Hymenoptera; Apidae
Gene: mRpL21
Product: mitochondrial ribosomal protein L21
Exons: 5
Coding region: 58-708 (216 amino acids)
Biological process (GO): translation
Cellular component (GO): ribosome; mitochondrial large ribosomal subunit
Molecular function (GO): structural constituent of ribosome; RNA binding
Source: RefSeq, a predicted model, not a curated record